ACUCACCUGGGCGCUUCGGUGUGAGCGCGCACGGCUCGCGAGUCCUCCGCCCGCCAGUCCGCCUGCCCGUGACCCAUGUCCCGCCGCAAGGCCGGCUGCAUGCCUCGCCGAAGAGAGCCCGCUCCCGCCGCCAACUCAGACGACGAGAUGGAGAUGCCGGACCUCUUCAUCGAUGUGAAGCUCGAGCCGGACCCGCGGCCCCUACAGGCCCGGCGGCUAGGGCCCUUCAACCCGAAGGAAAUGCCCGCGCCGGGGCGGUUCGAGGGCGAACCCCGCCACUCCCCCGGCCCCGUGCCCGCUGGCGGCCUCUUCCACGCCCUGGGCCUGCGCAACCAGUGGGCGCCGUGGACGCCGCUGACCCCGCACCUUCCCGACCGCCAGCCGUGGACCGACAAACACCCAGAUCUGUUGACCUGCGGCCGCUGCCUGCAGACUUUCCCGUUGGAGGCCAUCACUGCUUUCAUGGACCACAAGAAGCUGGGCUGUCAGCUCUUCAGAGGCCCCAGCCCCUGCCAGAGAUCAGAACGCGAGGACCUGAAGGCCUUGAGCUGCCUCCGCUGCGGCCGACAGUUCACGGGAGCCUGGAAACUGCUGCGCCACGCCCAGUGGGACCACGGACUGUCCAUCUACCAGACGGAACCCGAGGCCCCAGAGGCCCCGCUGCUGGGCCUGGCCGAGGUGGCUGCUGCCGUGUCGGCGGUGGCGGGGCCAGAAGCCGAGGCCAGGGGCCCCCGGCUGGGUCCCACCCGGCGGAGCCCCACCUGCCCCGUGUGCAAGAAGACCCUCAGCUCCUUCAGCAACCUGAAGGUGCACAUGCGCUCGCACACUGGCGAGCGGCCCUACGCCUGUGACCAGUGUCCCUAUGCCUGCGCCCAGAGCAGCAAGCUCAACCGCCACAAGAAGACCCAUCGGCAGCAGCUACGGCCCCAGAGCCCCUGCGUGGCCGAUGCCAGUCGGGAGCAGGCGUCCGCCGCCCCUCCGGAGCCGGCCGCCCAUGCCGCCGCCCCGGCCAGCCUCCUCCAGUGCAGCGGCGGAGAGGGGGCCGGAGCAGCCGCCACGGCGGGGGUCCAGGAACCUGGGGCUCCUGGCGGUGGGGCCCAGGUGGGCCCCGGCGUGGACGGCUGGGGAGCUGACACCAAGGAGCAGAGAACUGACCCCGAGAAGAACCAGAAGACGUCACCCAAGAAGACGCUGAAGCCAGCGGGCAAGAGCCGGGGUCCCGGGCCCGGGGGCAGCUGCGAGUUCUGCGGGAAGCAUUUCACCAACAGCAGCAACCUGACAGUGCACCGGCGCUCGCACACGGGCGAGCGGCCCUAUGCCUGCGAGCUCUGCUCCUACGCCUGCGCCCAGAGCAGCAAACUCAACCGCCACCGCCGCAUGCACGGCCUGGGGCCUGGCGGGCCCCGCUUCAAGUGCCCCCACUGCUGCGUGCCCUUCGGCCUGCGGGCCACCCUGGACAAGCACCUGCGGCAGAAGCACCCCGACGUGGUUGGGGACGCCUGAGCCGCGGGAAUGCCCCCUGCGGUCCCCCGCACCGCCGUGAACCGCUUCUGUGACCUCCCUGUCCUUCCCCUGCAAGUAAAUCCUCCCUCCCCACAGUUACACACGCGUUUGGACUCUGGCUUUCUUGGGGUGUCUGAGGUGGGGCGGGAGGCUUCACUCUUUGGGGUGGACAGCUGGACAGACCGGUUUGGAACGAGGGGGUGAGGGGAAAGGCCAGCACCCAGUGCCUGGGGCACAGCAGGACUGGCACCGAAAGCUGUGCUCCCGGUUCCCGACGUGGGUGUGGGCGAGGCCAGGGCAGGGGCCGAGGCAAGAGCUGGGAGAGGCCUGGACCUGUCACCACAGGCCCCUGGGCAAAGUCCUGGCCCAUCGUUCCCACCGCGUCGCACCCCUGCCCUCACUGAGAGUGGCAGGAGUUCUGAUUACCAAGGAGCCUCCGGUCCAAUGCCCAGACCUCCACCUGGGCCACAGCUGAACCCACCAAGCUCCUUCCUCAGCUGGCCUUGGCUGGUGGGCACUGGAGUUUGGGAGCCCUGCACCAACCGCACGGACGACACGGAGGCCAGGUGAAGAGAAUUAAAUAAUGUGUGAUUUUAUUCCAUUAGAGAUAAAACCAGCAGCAUCACAGCUUGAGCCCUCACCCCACCCCCUCAUCCCUCUGCCCCUCCACGCUUCUGCCUAAUGUCGGUAAUGGGGGCUUCGGGAUCUGGACCUUGAGCGCCUGGAGAGAGGGGAGAGAGAGGCCCCAUGAGGGCUGGGCAGGAAGCAGGGAGCCCUGCUGUGUAGGCACGUGCACACAUACACCGACAUGCUCGGGACCACUGGGGCUUCAGCGAUGGGGAAUUCAGCUGCACAGAGGGAUGUUCCCGAGGGGUGAGGCCAGGCCCUAUGACUGGAGGGGACUGGAGGGGGCUGCGUCGGGACGGAGCAAUCAGGGCUGGGACCUCGUGCCAAAGGGCAACUGUGAUUUCCCAGGGAGCUGGGCCAGCCUGCUUAUUACCUUCGGGAAGAGCUGUAUUCUCGACCUGGAAAGAAAGGAUGGGUGAAAACAAAGUAAGUGCCCAGGACCAGGAGUGGGCUCCAGGGCUGGGCUUCCAGUGUCUCCAGCUAAGGCAGCGCCGGCGCUUCCAGCGUGUCCACUGCUGGACGCUACCUGUGCCCCUUGGCCCACACCCACGCGCUAAGAAUGAGCUUUUCUUCCAAUUCCUGUAAGUCCCUUGUGACUGAAGCAAUCACCGUGUGUUGUGUGUGUGACUUAAAAGUUUUAAUUUGUAGAAGGCUGAUGUGGAAAAAAUGUACCAUGGUUUUUUUGUUUUUGUUUUUUGUGGGUUUUUUUU
Molecule: messenger RNA, 2840 nt
Organism: Delphinapterus leucas (beluga whale)
Lineage: Eukaryota; Metazoa; Chordata; Mammalia; Artiodactyla; Monodontidae
Gene: ZNF296
Product: zinc finger protein 296
Biological process (GO): regulation of transcription by RNA polymerase II; negative regulation of dendrite development
Cellular component (GO): nucleus
Molecular function (GO): DNA-binding transcription factor activity; RNA polymerase II cis-regulatory region sequence-specific DNA binding
Source: RefSeq, a predicted model, not a curated record